Messenger RNA from Botrytis cinerea B05.10, 1066 nucleotides. RefSeq lists its product as hypothetical. NCBI's taxonomy places the organism in Eukaryota, Fungi, Ascomycota, Leotiomycetes, Helotiales, Sclerotiniaceae. The coding region runs from base 322 to 795 and encodes 157 amino acids. The transcript is spliced from 3 exons. The record is from RefSeq and is a predicted model, not a curated record.
GAAGUAUAUUCUAAGUGAAUACCCUAUCCCUUCAUAACAACACCGCUAAUCUUUUACCGAGUUUUCGCUCUCCUAUCUUCAUUCCACAUUACGCAGUUCUUCGAUUUUUUUAUUUGGAGCCUCCUCUCUCUGAUGUUUAUUGACAGUUUACCAAUGAACGAGACGAUUUCAUCUCUCAAGCUGAAAGCACUUGCGAGUAUAGGAAUUACCAUUUUGGUUCGAGUCUGAGCUUCGUCAUCGUGAUGAAAGUUGACGUAGCGGGAAUAGGUCUUGGGUGUUGAGAUUUUAUUAUCAGAAAACAAACAAAUCGACGAUCAAAAGAUGAAUUCCGAGGAUAUAGAUCGAAUGCUUCUAGACGAUCAAGUUCCCUCAGAGAGCCAAACCUGCGAAAAUGAGAAACACAAAAACCAGGCCCGUUUGAUCGCUAGAGAAUACGAAGAUCUCGAAGCCCAGAAAGCAGAAUUUAAGAAACUACAGGAGGACCAUCAAAAACAAGUUGAUGAAUUCGAAGAGGCGAAAGUAGAAUUUGAAGACAAGCUACGGACUCUCAACAAGAUGGAAUUGGAGAACUACAAAAAACUGAAUUUACUCAGAGCCGAGCAACGCAAUUUCAACACAACGGUCAAGGCAUUCAACGAGAAAGUGGAGAAAGUCAGGGAAGCGACGAAAACUUUCAAUAAGAAGAGUGAGACGUUGAGGGGGAAGUUAAAGGCGGCCAGAAAGAGAGAAGCGUCUUUUUUUGAAGAGUACGAAAGCAAGCGGAGAGAUUUGAGGGAGAGAACAGGGGCUCGAUGAGAAAGUUAAAUACAUUCUUGAAAUACAGGAAAGAUUCUUCGAUCCAGAACGAGAAUUAUAUGAAUUUUUGCAAAGCGAUCUUUCACGAGUAUAGAACGAGAACGAGAACGAAAAAGAGGAAGAUUGAGUUUUUCCAAAAGCGGGAAGAGACGUUCCGGUUUCAUGAGGUUAGAGAGAUCAGACUAAGCAAGUUCAGCAAUGAAAGAAUACCAAACAAGUAUUCUAGCAUAGGCUCACUGUAGAAAUAGCAUUUUGAAACAGCGUAUUUCCA